CACUUCCUAGAAACGCGCGCGGGCUCAACCCUGCCUGAACUUUCCUGUAAACAGAGCGCUGACAGGCGGCAUCCCCGCUGGGUGGAUCCCGCGCUCCUGGCGCAAGUGGCACUUCUUGCUUUUAAUUAGCGCGAGGAGAGGCGAAGAAGAGCUAGCUGCUCGGCAAGUCAGUGCAGGAGGCUGACUUCUGGGAGGCUUGGGGGAGGCUGGGGGAAGAGCUGGGGGAGGUUGCCGGUCGGCUCCGGCUGUUUUCUCAAUGAAUAGCUGGCGGGGAGAUUGAAGCCAGUCCCAGCCUCCUCCUCACGCCCGCGGCUGGGUGACGGCGACAGCUCCAGCCGGGACCUGGCUCUUAAGACGCGCUCCUUGGAAUGGAAUGCCCUCUUGCUCUGCGCUUCUAAACCACCGGUCCCGAGGAGAGGGAGGCUUUGCGGAUCCAAAUCUGCCCAGGGAAUGGUACUUGGGAAUGGUGUUUUUCUGAUGACAACCCACUCUGUUUGUGACAAAGCCUGUCGCCUGCAGUUGGCCCUGGAGGGAAGUCCUAAGAAGAACUGAGUCGAUCCUGCCUUAAAGUGAGGCUGCCGAGGCUACGGGAGAGCCGGCACACACCAUGGCACCGGACGGACGCAUCCUCACCUUGCUGCUCUGGGGUCACCUGCUGGAGCUCUGGACCCCAGGUCACACCGCGGACCCCGCCUACCCCAGGCUACGCCUGUCACAUAAAGAACUCUUGGACCUGAACAGGACAUCCAUAUUUCAAAGUCCCCUGGGAUUUCUUGAUCUCCACACAAUGCUGCUGGAUGAGUACCAAGAGCGGCUCUUCGUGGGUGGCAGGGACCUUGUCUAUUCCCUGAACUUGGAACGAAUCAGUGAUAACUACAGAGAGAUAUACUGGCCGAGCCCAGCAGGAAAAGUAGAAGAAUGCAUAAUGAAAGGAAAAGACACAAGCGAGUGUGCCAACUAUGUCCGGGUCUUGCAUCACUACAACAGAACGCACCUUCUGACCUGUGCUACUGGGGCCUUUGAUCCGCUUUGCGCCUUCAUCAGAGUCGGGUACCACUCAGAGGACCCUCUGUUUCACUUGGAGUCCCACAGAUCUGAGAGAGGAAGGGGCAGAUGUCCCUUUGACCCCAGCUCCUCCUUUGUCUCUACUCUAGUCGGCAGCGAGCUGUUUACUGGACUCUACAGCGACUACUGGGGCAGAGACUCUGCGAUCUUCCGCAGUCUGGGGAAGCUGGGCCACAUUCGCACGGAGCAUGACGAUGACCGGCUGCUGAAAGAACCAAAAUUUGUAGGUUCAUAUAUGAUCCCUGACAAUGAAGACCGAGAUGACAACAAGAUGUACUUCUUUUUUACUGAGAAGGCGCUGGAAGCAGAGAACAGUGCCCACACAAUCUAUACCCGAGUGGGGCGGCUGUGCGUGAAUGACGUGGGAGGGCAGAGAAUACUGGUGAAUAAGUGGAGCACAUUCCUCAAAGCAAGGCUCGUUUGCUCUGUUCCAGGCGCAAAUGGCAUCGACACAUAUUUUGACGAGCUAGAGGAUGUGUUUCUCCUGCCUACCAGAGACCCAAAGAACCCAGUGAUAUUUGGGCUGUUUAACACUACCAGCAAUAUAUUCAGAGGCCAUGCUAUCUGUGUCUAUCACAUGUCAAGUAUACGGGAAGCCUUUAACGGCCCAUAUGCUCAUAAAGAAGGACCCGAAUACCACUGGUCACUGUAUGAAGGAAAAGUUCCUUACCCGAGGCCUGGUUCUUGUGCCAGCAAGAUGAAUGGAGGGAAGUAUGGGACCACCAAAGACUACCCUGACGACGCCAUUCGUUUCGCAAGGACGCAUCCACUAAUGUAUCAGCCCAUAAAACCGGCGCAUAAAAAGCCAAUCCUCGUGAAAACGGAUGGAAAAUAUAACCUGAAGCAACUGGCAGUGGACCGAGUGGAAGCCGAGGAUGGCCAAUAUGAUGUUUUAUUUAUCGGGACAGAUACAGGAAUUGUGCUGAAAGUAAUCACAAUUUACAACCAAGAAACGGAGUGGAUGGAGGAGGUCAUUCUAGAGGAGCUGCAGAUAUUCAAGGAUCCAGCUCCUAUCAUUUCUAUGGAAAUCUCAUCAAAAAGACAACAGCUCUACAUCGGAUCGCCCUCCGCGGUGGCGCAGGUCAGAUUCCAUCACUGCGACAUGUACGGCAAUGCUUGUGCGGACUGCUGCCUGGCGCGAGACCCUUACUGUGCCUGGGAUGGCAUUUCCUGCUCCAGGUAUUACCCAACAGGUGCACAUGCAAAGAGGCGGUUCCGCAGGCAGGACGUCCGGCAUGGCAAUGCGGCCCAGCAGUGCUUCGGACAACAGUUUGCUGGAGACGCUUUGGACCGGACAGAAGAGAGGCUGGCUUAUGGUAUCGAGAGUAACAGCACGCUGCUGGAGUGCACCCCACGCUCGCUACAAGCGAAGGUCGUCUGGUUUGUGCAGAAAGGACGUGAGACAAGAAAAGAAGAGGUGAAGACAGACGACAGAGUGGUGAAGAUGGACCUGGGUUUACUCUUCCUCAGAGUGCGCAAAUCCGACACUGGGACCUAUUUUUGCCAGACAGUCGAGCAUGGUUUUGUCCACACUGUGCGUAAAAUCACGCUGGAGGUAGUGGAAGAGCAGAAGGUGGAGGGGAUGUUUCACAAGGACCACGAGGAGGAGAGACAUCAUCCCAAGAUGCCCUGCCCGCCUUUGAGCGGCGUGCCUCAGGGCACAAAACCCUGGUACAAGGAGUUCUUGCAGCUGAUCGGCUACAGCAACUUCCAGAGAGUGGAAGAAUACUGCGAAAAGGUGUGGUGUACAGAUAAGAAGAGGAAAAAGCUUAAAAUGUCUCCCUCCAAGUGGAAGUACGCCAACCCCCAGGAAAAGAGGCUCCGCUCCAAACCGGAGCACUACCGCCUGCCCAGGCACACGCUGGACUCCUGAGGGCACCC
This is a messenger RNA of Microtus oregoni (creeping vole), 2946 nucleotides long. RefSeq names its product semaphorin-3E-like. Lineage: Eukaryota; Metazoa; Chordata; Mammalia; Rodentia; Cricetidae. The transcript has 17 exons. Gene Ontology annotation, biological process: negative chemotaxis; positive regulation of cell migration; negative regulation of axon extension involved in axon guidance. The record is from RefSeq and is a predicted model, not a curated record. Gene Ontology annotation, molecular function: chemorepellent activity; semaphorin receptor binding. The coding region runs from base 608 to 2938 and encodes 776 amino acids.